This is a messenger RNA of Choloepus didactylus (southern two-toed sloth), 939 nucleotides long. Its product is annotated as olfactory receptor 2AG2-like. Gene Ontology annotation, molecular function: G protein-coupled receptor activity; olfactory receptor activity. The coding region runs from base 1 to 939 and encodes 312 amino acids. The record is from RefSeq and is a predicted model, not a curated record. The transcript has a single exon. Lineage: Eukaryota; Metazoa; Chordata; Mammalia; Pilosa; Megalonychidae. Gene Ontology annotation, biological process: G protein-coupled receptor signaling pathway. Gene Ontology annotation, cellular component: membrane.
AUGGGGAAUGGGAAUGAGACAGCAACCACUGGUUUCAUUCUCCUGGGCCUCUUCUCUGACUCCAAGAAUCCUGAAAUUCUCAUCUCCGUCAUCCUCCUGACUUGUGUGAUUUCUGUUGCUGGAAACACCACCCUGAUCCUCCUCAUCUGGCUGGACACUCACCUCCACACCCCCAUGUACGUGCUGCUCAGUCAACUCUCACUCAUGGAUUUGACUUUAACUUCCUCUACUGUCACCAAGAUGGUCACUGACUUCUUCUCAGGGAAGAGAAACAUUUCACAAAUUGGCUGUGGGACACAGAUGUUCUUCUACUUGACUGUAGGAAUAGCAGAAUGUGUUCUCCUGACCCUCAUGGCCUUUGACCGCUACGUGGCCAUCUGUAACCCACUGAGGUACUUGGCCCUCAUGAGCCCCAGGGUCUGUCUGAUAACGGUCCUCACGUCCUGGGCGGGGAGCUCUCUGACUUCCUUAUCCCACACUAUCUACAUAAUGCACGUCCCUACCUGUGGCCCCAGGGAGAUUCACCACUUCUUCUGUGAAGUGAUGGCUUUCCUAAAGCUCUCCUGUGAGGACACAUCGAUUUAUGAGAAAGUGGUAUUGGUUACAGGUGCAGUAUUGAUCCUCAUCCCAUUUGGCCUCAUCGUGGCUUCCUAUGCCCUCGUCUUCCUCACAGUCCUCCACAUCAACGCCCCCAGGGGGAGGAACAGAGCUCUAGCCACCUGCUCCUCCCACCUGACUGUGGUCAGUCUCUAUUUUGGUCCAGCCAUGAUUAUCUACAUGAGCCCAUGUUUCUCUCUCCCCACAGAACUAGACCAACAUCUCUUUGUAUUGGAAACCAUAAUUACUCCCCUGCUGAACCCCCUUAUCUACAGCCUCAGAAACGAGGAGGUACUGAGGGCUCUAAAGAAGGCCCUGGGGAAAUCACUUAUGUCAAAAUAG